Messenger RNA from Myotis lucifugus (little brown bat), 568 nucleotides. RefSeq names its product chromosome unknown C8orf59 homolog (gene RBIS). NCBI's taxonomy places the organism in Eukaryota, Metazoa, Chordata, Mammalia, Chiroptera, Vespertilionidae. Bases 203 to 505 code for a protein of 100 amino acids. The transcript is spliced from 4 exons. Gene Ontology annotation, biological process: ribosome biogenesis. Gene Ontology annotation, cellular component: nucleolus. The record is from RefSeq and is a predicted model, not a curated record.
GGUCCGGGUCCGCCGAGCGUCUCCGGCCGCCGGGCCUGAGCCCUGCGCCGGGGCCUUUCUGGCCUCGUCUGGCGCCCUGGUUUCCCCGCGCCGUGGGCAUUCCCUGUCCCGCCGCUAGGAUAUACCCUCCCCGGAGCCUGCCGCGCCAGCCCGUGUGCUUCAGGGCCUGUCCCUCCGCGCCGCACCGGCUCAGGCGGAGACAAUGGCCAAGAACAAAUGGAAAGGGCAGAAGCCCAGGAAUGUGUUUCACGUAGCCAGCCAAAAACACUUUAAGGGGAAGAGUAAAGCAAAACCAGUUACCACGAAUCUUAAGAAGAUAAUCAUUAAGAACGUUGAAAAAAUUAAAAGAAUGAAUGAAGCUUUUGUGAACAUACAGAAGGAGCUUGCUCACUUCUCUCAAGGCCUUUCCCUCGAACCUCUGCAGAAACAGCUGGCUCUUCAGCCGAGUCAGGAAGACAGACCAGUGAAUGUUGACGAAGCUACGAGAUUAAUGGCUCAGUUGUAAUGCACCUGGUGAUGCAUCAGAUUCCCCCAAAGACCAAUAAAUUAAAUGCUUUAUACAACUUUA